AUGUCUGUUAGUUAUGUGAUAGCUCAUUCUAUUGGUAGGAAUGCAAUGACCGCAGGCAGCCUUGAGCGAAAACGUGUCCGCCGUUGUGUUGAUCUGGGCGGUCGUCUGUGGCUGUGGCGAAGCCGUACAAAUGGUGGGUACUGGAUCCGCACCUCCCGUUCCGGGAGUCUCCCGUCCGCCGGAUCCCGAAGUGCUCUCUGGGUCCCCGUCUCCCGUCACCCUCCCUCCCGUCUCCCGCAGCCUGACAAAGUCCACCGGUCUGGUUCCCUCUGGACCCUUCCUAGGCUGGCCUUAUGUCCAACCAUCGUCCAGCUGUCCUUGCGGACCCGUACGACUGCCGGCUGCUACUGGCUCGCCCCCCGGUGCCGCACCAUCUCCGGCAUGCGUGUCCGCAGCCCCCCGGGAGAGUUCAAUGUUCCUAGAUUAUGCCGCCGCCGCGGCCGCCGCCGCUGGGCCGGUGCCGGUAUGCCGUUUGUCCGCCGGACACGACAGACGGGGUGGAGGGGUGCUGGUCUCACGAUCCUGUGCCACGCGAUCUAA
Neurospora tetrasperma FGSC 2508 is the source of this 540-nucleotide messenger RNA. RefSeq lists its product as uncharacterized. Bases 1 to 540 code for a protein of 179 amino acids. Lineage: Eukaryota; Fungi; Ascomycota; Sordariomycetes; Sordariales; Sordariaceae. The transcript has 4 exons. The record is from RefSeq and is a predicted model, not a curated record.